Perkinsus marinus ATCC 50983 is the source of this 198-nucleotide messenger RNA. RefSeq lists its product as hypothetical. The annotation marks the transcript as partial. The record is from RefSeq and is a predicted model, not a curated record. NCBI's taxonomy places the organism in Eukaryota, Perkinsozoa, Perkinsida, Perkinsidae. The transcript is spliced from 2 exons.
AUGUAUUUUCCCAAGGCCAGCAGUACCGGCUUUACAGAGCUAGUCCCUCUUAAAGAGCUCUUCGAAUCACAAGAUGCUCAGCGGCGUGAACGCUGGGACAGGGCAUGGUUCAUCAGUGACAGCGGUAGUGUGGUACACCCUCUGGUCUACAAGCACCCAACUACUGGUCACACGACUAUGGUCUUUCAUUGUGGCGGG